Messenger RNA from Solea solea (common sole), 3414 nucleotides. RefSeq names its product leucine rich repeat and coiled-coil centrosomal protein 1 (gene lrrcc1). Bases 300 to 3290 code for a protein of 996 amino acids. Gene Ontology annotation, cellular component: cytoplasm; centrosome. The record is from RefSeq and is a predicted model, not a curated record. The transcript has 19 exons. Gene Ontology annotation, molecular function: protein binding. NCBI's taxonomy places the organism in Eukaryota, Metazoa, Chordata, Actinopteri, Pleuronectiformes, Soleidae.
GCAAACAGGAAGUGCAAUGGCAGAAGCGGCUACUUCAACUCGAAAGAGGCUGAAACCAACAAUAAGAGAAAUAGUUUGCCAACUUCAAAAGUGGUUCUUUGGUCAAUGGAUAAUUUAGUGCUGCGCUUGGUCUUGCUCCAGUUUUUGGAAAUGUCGUUGGGGCACGGUUCGGGAUGACUUAGCCUCUUUCGAGCGGUCGAUAGUAAACUUUUGCUAAGCUGCUAGCUACCUGAGCUAAACAUAUUAUUGCGUCAAGAGCACUCGGACAAUACGAGAUAACUGUGGCUUACGUCAUCGUUAUGGGGGAUAAUGAGCUGAGUCUUAUUGACAAGAAUAUAACAAGUCUGCUGGAUAUUCCACGGAGUCCCACGGUGUCAUCACUCAAUCUGCACUGCAAUCGCAUCCCGAGGAUCGAGGGCUUGACCUCAGCUUGGCACCUGCGGCACUUAGACCUUUCCUCCAAUUGCAUUUCCAACAUUGAGGGUCUGAGUUCCCUUGCUGCCUUGAGGACAUUAAAUUUAUCCUGUAACUUAAUCACAAAGGUUGAAGGAUUGAAUGGCCUUGUAAACCUAACAAGAUUAAACCUGUCCUACAAUCGGAUAAAUAACCUCACAGGGCUGUUGUAUCUUAAUGGCACGGAGUACAAGUUGAAGCACCUCAGUCUCCAUAGCAACCACCUGGACUGCAUUGAUCACCUGCUGCAGUGCCUGCUGGGAUUGCAAAGCUUAAGAGAAGUCACUUUGAGUCAGGAUGGCAGAGGCAACCCUGUAUGUAGAUCACAAGCUUACUGGGAGAUUGUUAUGCAGUCGUUGCCACAGAUCUCUGUCCUGGAUGGACUAGAUCGGCUAGGAAAUCCGUCACAUCUUGGUCCAAGCAGUCCCUGUGAAAUUCCUGGUCUGGAGAACUAUGUGGACCUGCUGCUUUCUUCAGACACAAGUGAAAUUCUUAGAGGAGAUGGCCCUCUCACCACACCCAACAUUGACAAGGUGCUGACCCAGUUUCAUCGGCAGAUCUCUGAAGCAGUCACAGAGCCAGCUGCACAACCAGAGUGUUCCACUGUGGCUGAUCCAGGAGACCCCAUUAAUGAACAACGCAUCAGGAAACUGGAGCACCAGGUGUCCCAGCUCAUCCAGCAGGCCCCUGCUGGUGACAAAUCCACUCACUCUACUAAUGCUGUGGUGACAUUACGGAAAGCCAAGAGGGACACGGACCGUACGUCAGAGAGUGAAUGUGACAGCGGGAAGGAGAACACGAGGCACAGCAGGAUCCCCAAACAUCACAGCAACAAAACGAUGCCCAGCGACCAGGAGAAUCUUAAACAGAGGAGUUCAAAGUCUGCCGUGGGCCCGAGGAGGAAGCCUGGUGGCACAGGGAGUUUAGACACUGCAGGGUCAACAAGGAGUGGACCUUUGAGAUCUGCUAAGGCCUCAGGCAAUGUGAAAAGCAAGUCCAAUGAGGAGGCGGAAACCUACAGGACUAUCGUGGAGGAGCGUGACCAGGAAAGGGAGAGACGUUGGAAAGCUGAGCAGGCUGUGAGGAAGCUAACAGAAGAGCUAAAGUGCGUCCAGACAAAAGUCAGUGAGGAAAAAGACCUUCAGAGCAUGGCCUUGCACACCACAGACAGACUGAAAGAAUUGUUACUGAAGGAGCGAUCGGGGCACUGUGAGCUGCAGAAUCGUGUUGAGGAGCUGGAGGGGAGGUGUCAGUCCCUCAGCCAGCAGCUGGAAAAGGCCCGCAGCAGUGACGAACAACACAAGAUUGCACUUCAGCGACUUGAAGAAAGCAUAUCCCACGGAGAGGCACUCAGGGCUCGCCAGCAGGCUGAAGAGAUGAAGCAUCACCAGGAAGUGGAAAGCAGGGCAGCAGUUCUGAAGAGAGAGUUGGACAUUCAGAGAGUCUCCGUGCGCCAGCACAAAGACAAAGUGCAGCAGCUGCAGGAACUGCUCGCAGCCAGAGAACAAGAGCACAGAAAACAGCUGGAGUUGCGGUUGCUGCCUGGCGGGGCAGAUUUCCGUGAGGCAGUGGCAAAAGAAGUUACAUUAGUGGAACAGAGAGGUGCUCACAGGGAAGCGGAGCUGCAGGAGAAACUAGCAGAUGGCAGGAAGCAGUACGCCGCUCUGGAGGACGAGUUCCGCAUGGCACUCACCAUCGAAGCUGCUCGCUUCUCUGAGGUGAAGGAGGCUUUUGAUCAGAUGACUGCAGAGCUGAUGCAGCUCAAGGUGACGCUUGCCCAGUCCCAGCAGAGGGAGAAGAAAUCUGGCUCUUUGGUGCAGGAGCUCACAGCCAUGGUCAAAGAGCAGAAGAACCGAAUUGCAGAGCUCAUCAAAGCCAAGAGAGACGCUGUCACUGAUUUAAAGAGCCGUCUGCACUCCUUGGAAACAGAGGUGGAGAAGGACCGGCGUCUCAGCCUGCAGCUGGAGUUGCUGAAGAAAGACAAGACGCGACUGCUGUCUCAGCUUACUGCUCAAGAGUCGGUGAUCGACGGCCUCAGGGCAGAGAGGCGAAUCUGGGGGCAAGAGCUUGCUCAGCAAGGAGUGUCUUUAGCUCAGGAUCGUGGCCGCCUGGAGGCCAGGAUAGAAGUGCUGAGCACUGAGCUUGAGACACUGAAGAAACAGAAUGAGAGAGAGAACGAUGCCCUCAAAAUCAAAGCCAAAAUCAUUGAUGACCAGACAGAGACCAUCCGCAAACUCAAAGAGGCUCUGCAGGAGCGCGAUGAUCAUAUCCGUAGGCUGCGUGAGGAGGCAGCACAGUCCCACAAGAGGCUCCAGCAGCAACAGGAGGAGGAAAAGGCUCAGCAGGAAGAGCUGAGAGAGCAGCUCGAUCAUCUCAGCCUGCGCAAGGAGGAGCUGAAACGGCAGCUGGGGGACAAGGAGGCAGAACUUGAGGAAGUCAAAAGAGCUUACAGUGAUUCAAGUGCAAAGUGGAAGGGGAAGGCAGAGCUUCUCACUCGGUUGGAGAGCCAGGUGAAGCGCAUGAAGGAGAACUUUGAUUCCAAGGAAUGCUUGCUCCUCGAAGAAAGAGAUAAAGCAACAGAAGCACACAAAGCUGCUGUAGAGAAGUUGCGCUGUGUGGAUGAUGCUUUUCGGCGACAACUGGAGUCUGUCCAGAGCGCUCAUCAAGCUGAGCUGCUACGACAGGCUAAUGAAAAGCAGAGGCAGAUCCAACAAGCCAAUCAGAAGGUGUUUGAAGUGGAGGAUGAGAUGCGUCAGCUCCUGGAGGAGACGGAAACUAACAAGAGGAUCAUGGAAGAAAAAAUUAAACGACUCACGAGUGUACUCAAAGACCUUUAACCCAUCACAUACUUGUCGUUUUGUAGUUACAGUUUAUUAGUUUUGACUUUUUUUAUUCUUAAUUUAUUGUAUUUUAAUUCUUUAUGCUGUGAUUUACCGAAUAAAUUUAAUUUUGUGCAUAUUU